Molecule: messenger RNA, 2962 nt
Organism: Vitrella brassicaformis
Lineage: Eukaryota; Vitrellaceae
Source: the annotation of a GenBank genome assembly
UUCAGAGCGUGAGAAUAGCCGACAGGAUGAGGGACAGGGACAGAUCUCUAGAAGACGUCCGGGAGCCCGAGCGCGUCGAACCCGUCACCACCAUCGUCCUCAACUGCUGCAACCUUGGUCAGCUGAUGAGAUGAGAUCCACAGAUUUGGAUGGAUGAGGACGCCCAGUGGUAUGGUGUGUGUAUGCGUCUGCCGGUCUGUGCGUCAGGUCGCGACUAUGCCUUCUCCAAGUUGAGUGCGAGCCCUCCGCCUACGAAUUUCGACUGGAACGGCGUGCGGAAGGCUUUGGAGUACUACGACAGCCGCAAGAAGAAGGCCAAGAUCAUGGGCAUCGUCACCCACCGCAUUCUCAGAGACCACCCUGUGAGGUGCCAGCCAGAUACGAUGGAUGGAUGGAUGGAUGUGUGAAAAGAAUCUGUGUGUGUGUUGUUGUUGUGUUGUGCAGCUGCCGAAGGACCUGCUUCAGAGGAAGUUCAUUCGUGCCGAGUGGAGCGACGCGCCGACGAGAGAUCUGCCGGAUGUGGACAUGACGAGCACACUGAGGACUGGUGAGGCUCGGUGCGGGAAGACGCACAGAAAGAAAUCCCUCUCGCUCACCGUGUGUUGUGUGUGAUCAGCACAGGAGCACGACGCUCAAUUCGUGUGCAACGACGAGUACCUCUGCUGGGAGGAAGACCCACCCAACGACAUCAGGAAGUUCAUCAUUGGGUCAGCACGCCUCCACACAAACGCACCUCCACACACUCGUGUCGCUAUACCGUUUGUUUGUGUGUGUGCUUGUGCUGCCGACAUCUGUCUGAUUCAUGUCAGCAAGGGUGCGUCCCACCAGGUUCAGUAUUUGUUUCUGCCGAGCGGUCACUUCAUGCCCAGCCAAAUCCCGUGGCCUGAGGGGCCGCCCAACCCGCCGCCACACCUGCCCAACAGAACCGCUAGAGGCGCACACACAUACCGACAGGUGAGCAGGUGGGGUGGGUGGCAAGGGUGGUGGAGAGUGGAUGGGUGUGUAUGUGUGUGUUGUGUGUGUGUUGUGUGUGGUGCAGUGUUUCAUGACGCGUGACCGUUUGUCGACCAUGCUGCGCGAUGCCCAAGUGAGCCUCAGCAAGGCCGACGAGGAGCAACUUCUGCAGAAACUCAACAACAUAGAGGUGAGGCCACCCAGCCACAACCCCUCUACACACACACACACACACACACACAUACACACACUGCUGGCACGAGUGUGCUGUGUGCUGUGCGUUGUAUGGGUCAGAUGGAUUUGAUGAUCGACCCCAACACCGACCCCCGCCCGACGUUGUCCAAGAACGUGGCCGCCACCGUGUACGAGCGGGCCCUCGAGUCGGGCGUCGGUGAUGUAGAACCGGUGGGUUCCUUCAACGCACCCAACACGACGCCACAGCACACCCCUUUGAAUCUGUGUGUUAUGUUCGUUGUGUGUGGCAGUUAGAGUGCGUGGCGUUUCUGCUGCACUCGCAGGCCAUAGUGCAGCACAUCUACAUGGACGUAAGGACGGACGGAUACACAGACAUACAUAUAUACGCGCAGCGAGGCAGCCGACAGGCCAAAGGAAGAAAUGACGUGUGGUGUGGUAUGGUCCGUGGUCUGCUGUGUGUGUGGUGUGCAGGUGUAUGCGGAGGUGACAGUGCGGCUGGCGGAGUACUUCGACUCCAAAAUGAGCUCCAAAAACUUCGCAAAGUAUAGGCAUUUAGGGAGGGUGGCUCACACGCAGCCAUCCAUCCAUCCAUGCAUCCAUCGGGCAUGCACAUAUGUGUGGUGUGGUGUGUGUGGUCAGGUUGGUGGUGCGUCAGUGCGAGCAGUGUUUCGAGGAGGAGGGCAUCAAGGGCGCCCUCUGCGUUAGCGGAAUGAGUACACGCACACACACUGACCCACACACAACAGUACAGUACAAUGCCACAGACACAUCUUCUGUCUGUCUGUUCCUCUCUCUGAUCAGACGACCGCAGCACCCCCACGUGUUUCAACUUCGUCCGACGCCUGCUCGGCACACUCAAACUGCUCGGUCGGGCCGGUGCACACACCACACACAACACAUGACACGUGUCCGUCCAGUCCAUGGUCACUCGUCAUUUUCGUCGAAUGCAUUUCGUCUGUCGCUGCUGAAUGAAUGUGUUGAUUCGUUCGUUCGUUCGUUCAGGUCGUCUGAUAGCGAAUGGUGUGUGUCAGCAGCCGUCCGUCGUCUUCGACAUCGCCCGGAGCGUCCAGACCGUCGGAGGCGAAAACUGGAAGGCCGAAUGGCACCUGGUCCGGGGGAUGUGAUGUGCACAGGCAGACAGACAGAGGAUGCUCACACGGUGGUGGUGUGUUCUUCUAAUUUGCAGGAGGGUUUGUGUGCGUUGCUGGCCUCCGUGACCUCCAUGCUGGCCAAGGACGUACGCAGCGUACAACGACCCUCUUUAUCUCGUGUGAUUCAGCUGAUGUGUGUAUGUGUGUGUGGUGUGUGUUUCCCUUGGCAGCCUGUUCGCGUGAAGGAUUUGGACGAGGUCUACAACAAGCUGACGCAGCUGAGCAACAGCAUCGACAGGAAGCGCAAACAACACAUCAAAGACCUCAUCAAAGUCACUCACCGACACACACGCGCACCAUGAUCGAUAUGCAUCUCUGUAUGUGUGGGUGCAGGUCGUCCGCGACAUCCGUGCCAGCUGCGCCAAGGCCACCCCCGCGCAGGCGUCCGAUAGCCCAGGCGCCUCACCAGCUGCAGCGUCGUCAAGUGCGGCGCGUGUGCCCUCCCAGUGACUGACCGACCGAAGCGUCGCUAUAGCAUAGUGUAGUCGAAUGAAUGACUGUAUGUAGAGAAGCCCGCCUAGGCCCGCCACACACUGACGGGUGGUUGGUGACCAGUGCUUUCCUGGGUGGCUAUGUGUGUGAAUAGGGGAGGGAGAGAGCGGCGCAUGUGUGCGAGUGAGUGUGUACGGUCCUUCACGAUGGCGUGUGAGUUUACGAUUGGC